AUGUCUGACUCAAGUUUCGAGGAGUUUCUCCAAGAAGCAGCUUAUGAAUAUUUUUUAGAGCAAGACUCUUCUUCAUCCUCAGAUAAUCUAUACAAGCCAACUGACAAGUAUUCUUUAUUUAGCGAUCUUCUCCAAGACAAAUUCAUGCGAAUCCAUUCUCAAUUAUUUUCAUACAACAAUCAAGAAAAGCUCUUCAACAGCAAUGUAAAGAAGCUUCAAAAAGAAAUCUCUCAGCUAAGCCAGCAAAUUGAUAUAUCCGUCAAUGAAAGAGAUGAAGCACUCAAAUUAAAAUCUGAUGAAAUCGUAAAAAUCAAGGAAUCUGACCAGUACCAGAAAUUGGAGGAUGAAAAAGUACAGGGAGACACCCCUAAAUUAUCAUUUAAAAAAAAAAAUAAAAAAAAUCACUAGAAAAUCCAAAGGAAAUAGAAUAGACUUAGAAAACCAAAUAGUCAAAUACAAAAUUGCGCAAGCCAAUUUGAGGACUGAGCUGGAAGAAGUAAAAGACGAAAUCGCUGGAAUGCAAAAUUUUAUAAAGCUUAGAGACAAUGAAAUAAAAAAUCUGAAUAGAGAAUAUGAAAAAGUUAGCAAAGAUAGAGACCAGCUAUUAAGCAAAUUUAACGGAAAAGUACCAAGAGAUUUUAUAAGAGCGAAUACAGAUGUGUCAAGAAGAUCUGAUAGCAGCCGUGACUCAUUUUCAAUGAAAAAAGACAUAAAACCGUUCCCAAACAGCUCGUUCAGCUUUAACAUCGGGUUCAACUCCUCCUCGCGCCGAGGAACCGCAUCUCUUAACGCAUCUGCAUUAAACACUGACGGCACUUCUAGGAACUCUAACCGGUCACUUAAUACAUCUGCUUUGGACUCUAAUGUGUAUUAA
Messenger RNA from Blepharisma stoltei, 874 nucleotides. The record is from the annotation of a GenBank genome assembly. NCBI's taxonomy places the organism in Eukaryota, Ciliophora, Heterotrichea, Heterotrichida, Blepharismidae.